Molecule: messenger RNA, 2544 nt
Organism: Hevea brasiliensis (rubber tree)
Lineage: Eukaryota; Viridiplantae; Streptophyta; Magnoliopsida; Malpighiales; Euphorbiaceae
Product: bifunctional 3-dehydroquinate dehydratase/shikimate dehydrogenase, chloroplastic
Exons: 9
Coding region: 218-1774 (518 amino acids)
Biological process (GO): chorismate biosynthetic process; shikimate metabolic process
Molecular function (GO): shikimate 3-dehydrogenase (NADP+) activity; 3-dehydroquinate dehydratase activity
Source: RefSeq, a predicted model, not a curated record
CACCAACGACAUUGCCAUUGCUUUUCAUGUCUUGGCCCUUUUGGCUUGUUGUUUGUCUCUUUCCAUAUUCUGUUUCGCUUAGUUUGUAUUUGAAUCUUCUCCAUCAAUAGGCACCAAUCCAAUACCUUGUCUUGCCAUUUUUUUUGCAUUCAAUAUUCAUCAACAUUGCUUUUGUUGUAUCUUCAUUUUAAUAGUCUCUGUUGAUUUUUGGUCACUAAUGGGUCGUGCUGGAGCAUUAAGUAGUUCUCCAAUGCUUUGUGCUCCAUUAAUGGCUCAAUCUGUUGAGCAAAUGAUUACUGACAUGCAUCGCGCAAAGACACAGGGUGCUGACGUUGUUGAGGUCAGGUUGGACUAUCUCAAGAACUUCCAGCCUCGCCAAGACCUCGAAACCAUCCUCAGAAACAAGCCUUUGCCGGUGGUUAUUGUGUAUCGGCCAAAAUGGGAAGGGGGCCUGUAUGAAGGAGAUGAGCACAGAAGACUGGAAGCACUUCGUCUGGCUCAUGAAUUGGGAGCUGAUUAUAUUGAUUUUGAACUCAAGGUGGCUUCUGAUUUGGUAGGGGAGCUGAAAAAAACACAUCAAACUGGUAGCAAAGUUAUUGUAUCGUGUUAUUUGAACCGUCCAACUCCUUCAAAAGAAGAACUUAGCCGUCUGGUUGGGAUCAUGCAAGCUACUGAAGCAGAUAUUAUCAAAGUUGUUUCCUGUGCAGAUAAUAUUACAGAAUUGGAAACACUUUUCCAUUUGCUUUUACAUUGCCAGGUACCAAUAAUUGCAUACUCCGUGGGGGAAAGAGGUAUCAUAAGCCAGAUAUUAGCUCCAAAAUUUGGUGGUUCUUUAGUCUAUGGAUCCCUGGAAGGAAGUUCAAUUCCUGGUCUGCCUACUUUAGACAGCCUUACAGAAGCCUAUAAGGUUGAGUCCAUAAAUUCAGAAACUAAAGUUUUUGGUCUAAUUUCUAAACCAGUUGGCCACAGCAAAGGUCCCAUAUUGCAUAAUCCUACCUUCAGACGUGUGAACUAUAAUGGAAUUUAUGUCCCAAUGUUUGUUGAUGAUCUCAAGGAAUUCUUUAGUGUCUACUCAAGCCCUGACUAUGCUGGUUUUAGUGUUGGAUUUCCGUACAAGGAAGCUGUUGUCAAGUUUUGUGAUGAAGUCCAUCCACUUGCAAAGUCUAUAGGUGCUGCAAACACCAUUGUUAGGAGGCCUAGUGAUGGGAAGUUGAUAGGUUAUAAUACAGAUUGUGAGGCUUCAAUAACUGCUAUGGAGGAUGCUUUAAAAGAACAAGGAUACAUCAAUAGCAAAGCAUCUCCUAUCUCUGCACUAACAGGAAGACAGUUUGUGCUAGUUGGGGCUGGAGGGGCAGGAAGAGCACUUGCAUUUGGUGCUAAAAGUAGGGGCGCCCGUAUAAUCAUUUUCGAUGUUGAUUUUGAGAGAGCAAAGUCUCUGGCACAUGGGGUUUCGGGUGAAGCUCAGCCUUUCGAAAAUCUAGUUCAUUUCCAGCCAGAGGAUGGAGCAAUCCUGGCAAAUGCAACACCUUUAGGAAUGCACCCAAAUACAGAUAGAAUUCCUGUGGCUGAGGCAACCCUGGGGAUCUAUCACCUGGUCUUUGAUGCUGUCUAUACACCUAGAAAAACCAGACUAUUAAAAGAAGCCGAAGCAGCAGGAGCAAUCAUAGUAAGUGGGGUUGAAAUGUUCCUUAGACAAGCAAUCGGCCAGUUCAACCUCUUCACGGGCAGGGAAGGUAUCUCUUCAACUUUGAGGACAAGUUGGAAGCUAGCUUAAAAUACUUGUUUUAUGGCUGUUCUCAAUCCUGACUUGCUGCUGAGUUUUGUCCUUCAUGAUUUUAUUGAAUUUCGAUAUCCAUCUCGUGCCACCGUGAAAAAGCAGGUGACCCAAAAUUGUUUUUUUGUUAACUGGUGUCUUGAGGUUAUCUAGGAUUAGAUGUCAGGGUUAAAUCUCACUAGUAGCAAUCCCUCUCCCUCAAUACUCCAAAACAAAGAAGUUGCUUUCAUUUGUGCUCAGAGAACCCUCAAAACAAACAUGUUCUGAUUGUUUUCUGUGUUCACUAAUAUUAUAUAGAUGAUCUCACUUUUGCUGGUUUGCUUUUGCUUUCUGUUUUUUGGCAGCACCGAAAGAUUUCAUGCGAGAGAUUGUUUUAGCCAAGUUCUGAAGCAUCGCAACACAAGAAAACUUCUGUGAUGUGGAAUCUCACCCUGUCAUUUGCAGUUGUCUACCAAUAAACCGAAGCUGAUGAACUGUUCAAACUAGCUUCAACAUUAUCUAGUUGGUGCAGCUUAAUUCAUUGCCAAGCAAAGACCUAGCUUAGUUUCCAACAAUAACUAAAAAGUAAAGCCACUUACUGGACCAGAAAUAGCAUUUUCUUGGACAAAAAUUCAUAACAAUACAAAUUGUUAAGUAUUAAAAAUAAAAUAAACCUAAUUUCAGUAUUCAUCAUCUUCCUCCUCCAUUCUAUUCUCUCAUAUUCCUGUAAACAAAAUUCUGUGGAAAACUAGUGUCUGGUGAAAAAUUAUAGUAUAUGUGUCAAUUUUCCA